GAUCUGCUACCAAGUGAAGAACCAAACUGAGCGGUGUUCUCCCUUCUCUGCAGCAGCAUCACCAGGAAGCGAGGCAGGAGUGGAGCGCUGGCGGCUGGGGCCAUGUUUCCUUGCACCAGGAAGUGAGGAGCCUGACUCCAGCCCCGCAGCUAUGGCAGCUGAUGAGAGGGACUACAACCUGACCGAGGAGCAGAAGGCGAUCAAAGCCAAAUACCCACCACUCAACAAGAAGUAUGAAUACCUGGAUCACACAGCAGAUGUGCAGCUACAUGCCUGGGGAGACACUUUGGAAGAGGCCUUCGAGCAGUGUGUUAUGGCCAUGUUUGGCUACAUGACUGAUACAGAGACCGUGGAACCUGUGGAUACAGUGGAGGUGGAGGCAGAAGGCCAUGACAUGUUGUCUCUUCUUUUCCACUUCUUGGAUGAGUGGCUGUAUAAAUUCAGCGCUAAUGAGUUUUUUAUACCCAGGGAGGUGAAAGUGCUUUACAUUGACCGAAUGCAAUUCAAAAUAAGAUCAAUUGGGUGGGGAGAAGAGUUCUCUUUACCCAAACACCCUCAGGGCACAGAGGUCAAAGCCAUAACUUACUCGGCCAUGCAGAUCUGUGAAGAUGAAAAGCCAGAAGUCUUUGUCAUCAUUGAUAUUUAAAGCAAGAAAAGCGUGGUCCAGUGAAUACCUGUCACUGGCUGGCAAAAGCCUCUUAAACUCUAAUGCUGUGGAAGUAACAAAGGAAUUAGCCAACUAAAGCCACAAACUGAAGGGAGUAAUUGCGGGAAUGUCAGCCUGUGUUUUGACUUGAGGAUGGUGAGACAGAGAAAUAACCUGCAUGCCAAGAAAAAUAAGAACUAGGCAGGGUUUGGGGGAAUGUUGAGAAGAAGAGAGAGAACUGUAGGGUUUGAGAGCCUCUCAGGAAUGCCUGGUAGUCAGCUUUUAAAGCUGAUGCAUGUCUUAUGUGCUGUAUACACCAAAUAGAGAAAUCAGUGGAGCUGCUAGCUAAAAUACUGCCUUUUUGUAUGGUGGCAGGAGAUCUGUUCAACUACAUGAUUUCAUUUGUAGAUUUAAAUGCUUGAAUUCUGAGGUGCGAUCCCUCCUCCAUAUUUUAUACAAAGGGUCCAAACCCCUUGCAGUGGGUCGAAUUUAAUGUAGACAAAUUUCGGACAAUUCAAAGGACAGUUAAACCAUACUGAUGGGAAACCAACCCCCCCACCUCUACCUUCAAACAAAGUCGUGCCAGCAGGUGGUGCUGAAUUGCUGUAAAUAAAUCCCCACAAGCAAUGCUAAAGCAUGUGACCAUGUACAUAGAA
Messenger RNA from Neopsephotus bourkii (Bourke's parrot), 1302 nucleotides. It is a transcript of the gene TSLIG1, whose product is annotated as zinc finger and BTB domain containing 8 opposite strand. The record is from RefSeq and is a predicted model, not a curated record. Lineage: Eukaryota; Metazoa; Chordata; Aves; Psittaciformes; Psittacidae. Bases 152 to 646 code for a protein of 164 amino acids. Gene Ontology annotation, cellular component: tRNA-splicing ligase complex. Gene Ontology annotation, biological process: tRNA splicing, via endonucleolytic cleavage and ligation. The transcript has 7 exons.